GGGGCAUUCUGGGAAAACGCUGUUCAUUUCACACUCAUCGAGUCCCGGCGGGGUGGACUACAUUGCUCAGUCGCGUUCUCUCAACUCUACGGCGACCAAAGCCGUGAGCACAGCGAGCUUCUCCGUCCAUGGCUGAAUAACUCGCUAGUUAGCAUCAUCACCUUCCUUUUGCCGCAACAUAACAGUAACAGUUCCUCCACCGAGUCAAUUGUCAACCUGACUCAGAGCGAGGUAUGGCGCUGCCUCGUUCAUUCAGACUCGCCUUGCUUCUGACUCUCAGUCUUCUCUUGACUCAGUCCGAGUCGGCACCGCAAGCCUUCAGAGAUUCCGGUCACCCUCAGUGGCACCACGGCGCCUUCCACGACGUCCGUGAUACCGUCCGAUCCGAUGUUCGCCGCAUGCUCCAUUCUCGAGCCGAGGUUCCAUUUCAAGUUCCGCUGGAAGUGAAUGUGGUUCUGGUUGGUUUCAAUGGAGAUGGAGGUUACAGGUACACUCUCGAUGCGCAUCGAUUGGAACAGCUUCUCAGAGUUAGCUUUCCAUCUCAUAGACCGUCUUGUUUGGAGACCGGCGAGCUGCUUGAUAUUGAACACCACAUGGUUUACAAUGCAUUUCCAGCUGGACAGCCUGAAUUAAUAGCACUUGAGAAAGCACUGAAGGAGGCAAUGGUUCCUGCAGGAAAAGCAAGGGAGACUGAAUUUGGAAGGGAGGUACCUUUGUUUGAAGUUGAAGCAACUGCUGUGGAGCCAGUAUUUCAAAAGUUGUACUCCUACAUAUUUGACAUGGAUAGUGUGGGAUCUUCUGUCACGGAGAUGGAUAGACCAGUGCCAAGUGCAAUAUUUAUUGUGAACUUUGAUAAGGUGAGAGUCGAUCCAAGAAAUAAGGAAAUUGAUCUCGAUAGUCUAAUGUAUGGAAAAAUUCCUAAGCUAACUGAGGAAGAUAUGAAAGGACAAGAAGGAGAUUAUAUUUAUCGAUAUCGAUAUGAUGGUGGAGGAGCAACUCAAGUUUGGCUGAGCUCUGGCAGAUUUGUCGUGAUUGACCUUUCAGCUGGGCCAUGCACUUAUGGUAAGAUUGAAGCUGAAGAGGGAAGUGUCAGUUCUAGGACCCUACCAAGAUUACGAAAUGUGAUGCAUCUGAGUAGCACACCUUCUUAUCAAUCCAGCAGUGAUAUUUUUCUCGGACAACUUGCCUCUUUGGUAUCAACAACUGUGGAACAUGUUAUAGCACCUGAUGUUAGGUUUGAAACUGUUGAUCUGGCUUCAAGAUUGCUUAUACCAAUAAUUGUCUUGCAAAAUCACAAUCGAUACAAUAUUAUGGAAAAGGGUCAUAACUACAGUAUUAACAUAGAAGAAAUCAGGGCAGAGGUCAAGAAUUUGCUUAAUGAUGGGCAAGAAGUGGUAAUUGUUGGGGGUGCACAUUCACUACAUCGCCAUGAGAAGCUGGAAAUUGCUGUUUCAAAAGCUAUGCGGGGACAUUCCCUGCAGGAAACAAAAAAUGAUGGCCGUUUCCAUGUUCAUACUAAGACAUAUCUGGAUGGUGCUAUUUUAAAAGAAGAGAUGGAACGUUCUGCUGAUGUACUUUCUGCUGGAUUGCUUGAAGUGGCUGACCCAUCUCUUUCAAGUAAAUAUUUCCUCCGCCAGCAUUGGAUGGAUGAAUCUGAAGGGUCAACUGAUUCUAUUCUUAAGCAUAAGCCUCUUUGGGCUUCAUACAACUCAAAACCUGGCAAGAAAAGGAAGAAGGAAGUAAAGAAACAAGGGGAUCUGCAGCCAACUUAUGGGACAAGAGUAGUUCCUGUUUUCGUGCUAUCAUUGGCAGAUGUGGAUUCAAAUCUUAUGAUGGAGGAUGAAAGUAUGGUGUGGACAAGCAAUGAUGUUGUUAUUGUCCUUGAGCAUCAAAAUGCUAAAAUUCCUUUAAGUUAUGUUUCAGAAACAUAUAGAAGGCAUGCUCUUCCAUCUCAAGCACAACGGCAUAUAUUGGCCGGUAUUGCCUCAGUUGUAGGUGGUUUAAGUGCACCAUAUGAGAAGGCUUCUCAUGUACAUGAAAGACCUGUUGUGAAUUGGCUUUGGGCAGCUGGUUGUCAUCCAUUUGGACCCUUUUCUAAUACAUCUCACAUCAGUCAAAUGCUCCGUGAUGUUGCUUUGAGGAACUCAAUAUAUGCACGUGUGGAUUCUGUCCUUCGUAAAAUUCGGGAAACAUCAGAGACCGUCCAAUCUUUUGCGGCGGAGCAUCUGAAAACUCCUCUCGGUGAACCAGUGAAGGGAAAGAAGGAGAAGUCAACCACUGAACUGUGGUUGGCGAAAUUCUACAAGAAAACUACUAAUUUGCCUGAACCAUUCCCACAUGAAUUAGUUGAUCGCUUGGAAAAAUAUCUUGAUGGCCUUGAGGAGCAGCUUGUUGAUAUGUCUUCAUUAUUAUAUGAUCAUCGGUUACACGAUGCCUUCUUGAACAGUUCAGAUAUUCUCCAGAGCACCAUGCACACCCAACAAUAUGUUGACCAUGUUUUGGCCAGCGAGAGGGAUAAUAUGAAAUGCUGCAAAAUUGAGUACAAGUACCCGGUGCACUCUUCUCAAACUUACAUCUAUGGGGGAAUACUUAUUGCUGGAUUCGUUGUGUACUUUGUUGUGAUUUUCUUUUCAUCUCCAGUGCGCUAACUCAACUUUGAAGCUAACAAACAAGUCUUCUAAAGCAUAUCACUGACACCAAUAUGGAAUUAUACGACAAUUUUGAAUGCAUAGCGAUGAAUGCAGGGCAAUUGUAGAAAAAAAUAUAUACUGGUGUAACAUUGACUAGGUUAUGUGUUUUAUGAGUAUUGCUGAGGGAUUUGCGCGUAAA
Molecule: messenger RNA, 2829 nt
Organism: Lotus japonicus
Lineage: Eukaryota; Viridiplantae; Streptophyta; Magnoliopsida; Fabales; Fabaceae
Exons: 15
Coding region: 234-2648 (804 amino acids)
Source: RefSeq, a predicted model, not a curated record